Messenger RNA from Octodon degus (degu), 1185 nucleotides. RefSeq names its product solute carrier family 38 member 8 (gene Slc38a8). The record is from RefSeq and is a predicted model, not a curated record. Gene Ontology annotation, molecular function: amino acid transmembrane transporter activity. The coding region runs from base 1 to 1185 and encodes 394 amino acids. The transcript has 10 exons. Lineage: Eukaryota; Metazoa; Chordata; Mammalia; Rodentia; Octodontidae. Gene Ontology annotation, biological process: amino acid transmembrane transport.
AUGGAGGAAGAGAUGGUAGGAAGCAGAAGCCUUAGAGAAAAGCCCCUUCCUGCCACGGCCACCCCCACUUUGUCCUCACUGGGCGCUGUCUUCAUCCUGUCGAAGUCCACGCUAGGGGCCGGCCUGCUCAACUUCCCCUGGGCCUUCCACCAGGCGGGGGGCGUGGCGCCUGCUUUCCUGGUGGAGCUGGUCUCCCUGGUGUUCCUGAUCAGCGGGCUGAUCACCUUGGGCUACGCAGCCUCUGUCAGCGGCCAGGACACCUACCAGGGCGUGGUCCGAGGGCUGUGUGGUGCCACCAUGGGGAAGCUAUGCGAGGCCUGUUUCAUCGUGAACCUGCUCAUGAUCUCUGUGGCCUUCCUCAGGGUGAUCGGGGACCAGCUAGAGAAGCUGUUCGAUGUCCUCCUGCCCAGCAGCCAGCAGCCCUGGUUCGCUUCCCAGCGCUUUGCACUGUCCCUCCUCUCUGCACUGGUCAUCCUGCCACUGUCCAUGCCGCGGGAGAUUGCCUUCCAGAAAUACACCAGCAUCCUAGGCACCUUGGCUGCCUGCUACCUGGCCCUGGUCGUCACCACGCAGUACUACCUCUGGCCUCAGGGCCUGGAGCAUGACCCCCGCCCCUUGCAGAGCCCCUCCUCCUGGACGUCAGUGUUUAGUGUCUUCCCCACCAUCUGCUUUGGCUUCCAGUGUCACGAAGCCGCCGUGUCCAUCUACUGCAGCCUGCGCCCACGGAGCCUGUCCCACUGGGCCGUAGUCUCCCUGCUGUCCCUGCUGGCCUGCUGUCUCAUCUACUCACUGACAGCACAGUAUUCCCAGCUUGGUGAGGCAGCAGGCACCGUCAACGGUAACAAUGAGUGCCUCAGCAAGGACCAUGACAUGCACGAGGUCACACUGUACCUGCAGGGCAGUGAGGUGCAGCUUCGGGUGCCACUGACUGUCCUGUGGGUGGCCGGGACGCUCACCCUGGCACUGCUGCUGCCCGACCUCAGCAAGAUCAUUGGCAUCAUCGGUGGUGUGAGCGCCUUCUUUAUCUUCAUCUUCCCAGGUCUGUGCCUCAUCUAUGCCGUGGAUCUUGAGCCCAUGGGACCAAGAGUCAAGUGCUGCCUGGAGGCCUGGGGCGUGGUCUCGGUGCUGGUGGGCACCUUCAUCUUUGGGCAGAGCACCAUAGCCGCCAUCCUGGAGCUGGCCUGA